AUGGCCAAGGCUCCUCCACCGCCAAAACCCCCUCCUCCUCCUCCAUUUGCUCCGCCCCCAAACCCAAAUCCAGCUCCGCCACCAGUUGCCGACGCUCCAUUUGAUCCGGCCUGUGCACUGCCGCCGCCGCCACCGCCGCCGCCACCAAAGCCAUUUGAACCACUACCGAAUCCAGCGCCAAAUCCACUCCCGCUUGCCACAGCAUUCCCUCCUAUUCCUCUGCCCCUGCCUCUGCCUCUUCCCCUGCCCCUGCCCCGUCCUCUCCCCUGCUGGGCUAAGGCUACGGUUAUAAGAAGAGCAAGGACGAAAACGUGCGCCCUUUUCAUCCUGAGCGGUGUUUCAAGAAGACGCCGCUUGAUUCAGAUGUGGCAAGAGUCAGCUUAUAACAGAUGCCAAUGUUCCUUAAAAAUAUUGUUCUAG
Lingula anatina is the source of this 420-nucleotide messenger RNA. Its product is annotated as vegetative cell wall protein gp1-like. NCBI's taxonomy places the organism in Eukaryota, Metazoa, Brachiopoda, Lingulata, Lingulida, Lingulidae. The record is from RefSeq and is a predicted model, not a curated record.